AUGCACUGUAGGUAUGCAUGGGGGGUUCCUCUUGGCCGCCAGGAGCAAGCUCCCAACGUUACACCCAAGCACCGCGGUGAGGUGGGAACCAUCGCUCGGGACCCUGUUGGAGGGGGAGACAGAACACAAAAGGAUACUGGAUACUGCCCAGGGGCAGAUUCUUCAUCCCCUUCACAGCACCAGCAGCAGCACGCGGGAGGGAGGGAGGAGCAACGGAGGCAGCAGCUGCUUCAUCCCCUUCACAGCUGCUUCAUCCCCUUCACAGCAGCUUCAUCCCCUUCACAGCCGCUUCAUCCCCUUCACAGCUUCUUCAUCCCCUUCACAGCACCAGCAGCAGUACGCGGAGGGAGGUACGAGCGAGGGAGGCAGCAGCUGCUUCAUCCCCUUCACAGCAGCUUCAUCCCCUUCACAGCAGCUUCAUCCCCUUCACAGCACCAGCAAGCGGCACGCGGGAGGGAGGUAGGAGCGAGGGAGGCAGCUGCUGCUUCAUCCCCUUCACAGCUGCUUCGUCCCCUUCACAGCUGCUUCAUCCCCUUCACAGCUACUGGUAGCACCACUCCCCCUCCACUGCAGCACCACUCCCCCUCCACUGCAGCACCACUCCCCCUCCACAGGAGCACCACUCCCCCUCCACUGCAGCACCACUACCCCUCCAGUGCAGCACCACUUGACCACUUCACAGCACCAGCAGCAGCACAUGCGAGGGAGGUAGGAGUGAGGCAGCACAAGGCAGCAAAAGCAGCUGCCAGUCGUCCCCUCUGCUCCUCUGCAGUAGCACACGGGAGGGAGGCAGCAUCAUUUUCUCCCACUGCUGCUCCUCUGCUCCUCUGCAGUGGCACACGGGAAGGGAGGCCUUCUCUUCUGCUGACUCUACUGCCACUGCUGGUGCCACAGUUUGCAUUCCCUUCUGCCACUGCGGGCCUCCCUUCUGCUCCCACUGCUGCUGCCACCGCUGGUCCCACUGCGGGCCUCUCUUCUGCUCGCUGUCCUAUCACUUCACAGCACCAGCAGCAGCACGUAAGAGGGAGGUAG
Molecule: messenger RNA, 1032 nt
Organism: Closterium sp. Naga37s-1
Lineage: Eukaryota; Viridiplantae; Streptophyta; Zygnematophyceae; Desmidiales; Closteriaceae
Source: the annotation of a GenBank genome assembly